AUGCAGACAUGGCACUGUUACCGACUACGAAGCCGCGACGAUGCUGUUGCCGAUGACGGUGACGGGCCACGAAUUCAUCUAUAUCCCUCCAACCUGUGGCUGCCGUGGCACUUUGACGUCGGCGUAUUGGCAACCUACCAGUCUGGCGGUUCAGACAAUAAUGACAUGCUCGGCCAUCGUCUUCGGUCGACCGCCUCCACGGCCACCAUCCGACCACGUUACGCUGUAAUACCGGCUGUCGAUGAUAGCAGCAACGGACCCGGACCCGUUCCGCUCCCUGUCCAGGCCAAGGAUGCCAUCGCUUCCAGGAAGCGCAGGAGACGCGCCCCGGCCGGCGGUGCCUCCGACGACUGCUUCACCUGCAUCAGGCGCAACGUCAAGUGUGACCGCCGUCGCCCUUACUGCUCACAGUGCCUCGAGGUCAGCAACGAGUGCUCCGGAUACAAGACGCAGCUCACCUGGGGCGUCGGCGUCGCCUCCCGCGGCAAGCUCCGUGGACUGUCCCUCCCCGUCGCCAAGUCACCCCCGGCCGUCCGCGAGUCCGGCAAGAGGCCGUCCCCCCGUGCUCGUGCGAAAUCCGACAGCUCCACCCUCUCCAGCCCGUCCAACCUCAGCGCUCAGGUGCAGAGCCGGAGGGCGGACCGGAAGUCUGCCGCCGAGCCCCAGAUCCAGGUCCAGAUCCCGAUCCCGUCGACCCAGCCGCAUGUUCGGUCGCAUAUCCAGCACAGCCACCAGGCGCACGCUCAGCAUGCUGACCACAGCCACCUAUACGGCCACGCUCACACCAGCACCCACCAGUCGCUGCACUGGCCAGACGGCGACGACUUGUCCAGCGUUCCCUCAACCGCCGCUUCCAGGAGCCCCAUCGACAUCCCCGUCUCCUCCGACGCGUCUGCCGCCUCGGCCCCGGUCACGCCCUACGGCGCCGCCGUGCCCUCGUACGACUACCUGUCCAUGACCCACCACAACGGAGGCGGCAGCUGGAGCAGCGUCGCCUACUCGCCCGACCACGAUGCCCGCUUCUCCGACAAGUUUCCGCUCUCCCUCAUAACCGACGGGCUGUCCUCCGUCAGCUCCGUCAGCAGCGAACUGGACUACAUCUCCCCGAUGAGCCACUCCUAUCCCCGCGAAGACGUCUCCUUCGUCAACAGCACCAGCCCGGGACUCAUGUACGACAGCUACAGCGCCCACCACGACUCCCCGGUUCCCCAGACCCCUCCCUCUGCCAUCGUCCCCAUGGACCACCACCACCACCACCACCACCACCGGACCCGCCCCGCCCCUCCCACUUCGUGCCCUAGCCUGGCCUACCCGCCGUCGGCCCCGUCCGCCUCCGGCCACCAUCACCAUGCCGCGGCCGACCUGUCGGCUCAUCACCUCGGUAUCUUCGAAUCGCAGAUGGGCCACCAGAAGAUGAUGAUGCGCGACUGCAGCACCGCCCUCGGUGAGCACCAUCUGCUGCCCAGCCUCGCCUACACCUUCUAA
Geosmithia morbida is the source of this 1485-nucleotide messenger RNA. RefSeq names its product Pfam:DUF3468. Gene Ontology annotation, biological process: regulation of DNA-templated transcription. Gene Ontology annotation, molecular function: DNA-binding transcription factor activity, RNA polymerase II-specific; zinc ion binding. The transcript has 3 exons. The coding region runs from base 1 to 1485 and encodes 494 amino acids. Lineage: Eukaryota; Fungi; Ascomycota; Sordariomycetes; Hypocreales; Bionectriaceae. The record is from RefSeq and is a predicted model, not a curated record.